This is a messenger RNA of Cryptomeria japonica (Japanese cedar), 2967 nucleotides long. RefSeq names its product cytosolic endo-beta-N-acetylglucosaminidase 1. Gene Ontology annotation, biological process: protein deglycosylation. The record is from RefSeq and is a predicted model, not a curated record. Gene Ontology annotation, cellular component: cytoplasm. The transcript is spliced from 11 exons. Gene Ontology annotation, molecular function: mannosyl-glycoprotein endo-beta-N-acetylglucosaminidase activity. Lineage: Eukaryota; Viridiplantae; Streptophyta; Pinopsida; Cupressales; Cupressaceae. The coding region runs from base 637 to 2967 and encodes 776 amino acids.
GUCCCUUACCGUUGCCAAAGCAGUUUAUGGACGCAAGAAAGCACCGGGUUCCUCAUAGAAAGAAGCCUAAGUUUUGUAAUCUUCUCACGAGAUUGAAUCCAAAGCGGUGAAUUUCAAUAAACUUACGGUUUUGCCCAGUUGUCAAUUAAGAUCUCUAGGUUGACUUCGGAGCAACAUUUUCAAAAAGAUUGACUUGAAAAGUAAUAACUACUAGCCUUCACGAAAAAAUUCAAGGAAAAUUCAAUCGUCUCUGGACUUUUCUGUAAUAGCUUUUGUCUUUCUUCCAUGAAGCUGAGUUGUGCUACACAGCUCAUCACAUAAUUUAUUUCCUGGUAAGUUCCAUUUUCUUGAAAUGUUCAUCAAAUUAUGACAUGGGUUCAAAUUGUUUGUCUGGAUCCACUCUUCCGAAUACUCACUUAGGAAGUAUUAGCAAUACGAAUGCCUACCGUGGUUUCUGCAUUGGUUUACAGUGUAUUCUCUGAUGGGAAUCAUAGUUCUCAAUGAAAUUUCACCCAACUGUUCUAUCCACUCGCCUACUAUUGUAAAUUGAAUGUUAUAUAUGUGAUUGUUUUCAUUGGUUUACUCCGAGUUGGUAGUGUUUUGUACCCAAAUUUAAACUAAGAUUUACCAAUAUGCAUGCGUGGACCUGUAAUGUCAAAAUUGAAGAGGAAGAUCAAGUUCUUUGUCAGAACCUUAUUGUCUAUUCUUCAUAAGGUCUUUGACUGUUUGAAGGAAAAAGAUUCUUCAAUUUCUUCACCUAUGGAGCCUCAGGUAGAUCCUAAGAAGCCUGCUGUACCCAUUUCAUAUCCUUUGAAAACUCUGGAGGAGCUGCAAAAUAAAUCAUACUUUGAGUCCUUUCAUUUCCCUUUCAACAAAUGCUCUGUGCCUUUACCUCCUUCGAGGGUAUCAAAGCCACAGGAAAAUAGGCCCAGGAUGCUUGUCUGCCAUGAUAUGCAGGGUGGAUACGUGGAUGAUAAGUGGGUACAGGGAUCCAACAACAGCGAUGCCUAUGCAAUAUGGCACUGGCAUUUGAUUGACAUUUUCGUAUACUUUUCACACAAUCUGGUCACAUUGCCACCACCUUGCUGGACCAAUACUGCCCAUAGGCAUGGAGUGCAGGUCUUAGGGACUUUUAUCACGGAAUGGGAAGAGGGGCAGGCCACGUGCAAAACCUUGUUAGCUUCCAAGGAGUCUGCUCAGAUGUAUGCAGAUCGUUUAACUGAGCUUGCAGUUAAACUAGGAUUCGAUGGUUGGCUGCUUAAUAUGGAGGUCAAUCUGGAUUUGGAGCAAGUUAGUAACCUUAAGGUGUUCGUAGAUCAUUUAACUGUGUCUAUGCAUCAUUCAUUGCCAGGUUCCUUGGUCAUAUGGUAUGACAGUGUGACUAAGGAUGGGCAACUUAGUUGGCAAAAUGAGUUAAAUGAGUACAACAAACCUUUCUUUGAUAUUUGUGAUGGGAUAUUCCUCAACUACUCCUGGACGGAAGAUAUGCCUAAAAGUUCUGCUCUUGUGGCGGGAAAACGCCAAUUUGAUGUUUACCUUGGAAUUGAUGUAUUUGGAAGGGGCCAAUAUGGUGGAGGACAAUGGACGACAGAUGUUGCCAUAAAAGUUGCAAAAAAUGCUUCUGUAUCUGUUGCAAUAUUUGCUCCAGGAUGGGUGUAUGAGACUGACCAAAAGCCAAAUUUUGAGGAUGCAAACAAUCGUUGGUGGGGUCUUGUGGGACAAGUUUGGCCCUCUUCUCUAAACUAUCCUGAAUUAUUGCCCUUCUUCUCAAAUUUUGAUCAGGGGCAUGGAAAGGGAGUCUACAUAGAAGGACAAAAAGCCUUGGACAAGCCAUGGAACAACAUUUCUUGCCAAAGUUUUCAGCCACUUCUUGAAGUACCCCUAGAUACAGAAACAAGCAAACUACAAGUCUUCACAAAUUUUCAAGAUGAUUCAUACAAUGGUGGAGCAUGCAUUACAAUUAAAGGUGAUAUUGAGAAGGGCACUAAUUUUAUGGUGAAGCUUUUUCAAGGAACCAUAGCCUUGGGAAAUCUCCCUGUUCGCAUUUCAUAUUAUGUAAAAUCUGAAGAAAAUUCAGCACUUGGUAUUGUUCUAAAUUUUUCAAAUAGUCAGGGCAUUAAAACUAGUGCGUUUCUUGCACCUGAAGGAACUUCUGUCAGCAACAGUUUUACCGAUUAUCAGUCCAAAUUUGUUGUAUUACUUCCAAGCAAGAACCAAAAAAUAUCACCAACAAAGUUUUCCAUUCCCGAGGUCCAGGCUUCAGCAAGCCUCCCAAAGGUAAGCAAUAAUUGGGUUUUUAAGGAAUAUAACUUGAAAAUGGAUGGAUAUACGCUAAGCACGAUUUACAGUGUCAGCUACAAUGGGACCCUUAAUAGUGAUAAGGUUUCAGAAAUUAUCAAGGAAAACAAUUUUGUACCUUCAAGCUAUUCAACAUUUCAGGCGAGUGAACUUCUACAAAACCAGAAUGUGACAGGAUCUUCAUCUGCUAUAGAGAGCACUGCAAAUUUGGAAUACUGGGCAUCACUUGGAAACAUUUCCAUUACAUCCCCUGAGGAUGACAAGAAAGUUCCACCAUCAGAUAUGUGGAUAAUCAAUGGUACUGAUAUCUCUUGGGAGACGGCAUCCACAGGAGGUAGGAUGUUAAGCAUUAAUAUUGGCUGGAAGCUUAAAGAAGGAUCAUAUUUUUCAACUGUUGAACCUGGUUAUCCAUUUCCAAGAUAUGAUCUGUAUGUUGAGAGAAUAAAUCAACUUCAAGUUAAUAAAUUGAGAGGUAUCCAUCCCAUGAUGGACAAGGAGGUAGAUUAUUUGGGAGUAGCAGUCGUCCAAGCUUUCUAUGUAUCCAAUCUUCUGGUUCCUUCAGAAUGCAAGGCAUUGAAAUUCAUUCUGCAAGUAUGUAUGCCUUCUGGAAUUUUCGUUCCUCUAGAAGAUAGCCCAUCAUUUUCAAUCAAUGUACCAUCUAUGACAUGA